Medioppia subpectinata is the source of this 1362-nucleotide messenger RNA. The record is from the annotation of a GenBank genome assembly. NCBI's taxonomy places the organism in Eukaryota, Metazoa, Arthropoda, Arachnida, Sarcoptiformes, Oppiidae.
AUGGGUUGUAGAAAAAGUUUUCGUAUAUUUCUGAAAAUAAUCAUCUCGUUGGGAUGUCUAACACUGUGCGGUUACCAGAUAUAUAUCGUGGGUGUGCUGUACCUGUCAUAUCCGACCACGGUGGAUUUACAAAUUGGCCGAUCGCUCAAUGUCCAUUUACCCGGCAUCACAAUUUGCACCGAGAUUUCGGCCACUAUUAUCACCGACAAAAUCAUUGAACUACAACCAUCGCUUUACGCAGCCCUACAUGUGGGGUAUAGACAGGGCGAUGCCCAAAUCACUAGCAACAGGAUCAAUUGUAGCGCCAUUGCCGACAUCGUUGAAACUAUUUCCUAUGACCAGAAAUGUUAUACACUAUUUUAUAAUAAUGGCAAUAAUUAUGAUAAAAGUAAGUACAGGAUUAACCGUGAUGAAGCGGCCAAUCUCAAGAACCUGGCCUGGAUCAGGAUCAAUCGCGAUUAUAUGUUCAACGGUCUGAUUUACAUUCAUUCACCAAAACAGCUUCACCAAUACUCCAACGGCAACAACGUGUGGCAAAUCAACGCCAAUCGGGACCAGUUCAUCGGGCUGUCGUUCACGCGUCAAACCACCAAGCUCCUACCGCAACCCUACGCCACCCAGUGCAAAAACUAUAGCCUAGAGGGUUUUACAUCGCGGCAACACUGCCUAUACGACUGCAAAGUAACCGCCUAUACGACGGCCGACGGGUGGCCGGGCGACGUGUUCGCCACCCAUAACGUCACCUAUAGUUUCUCGAAGCUCUGGAUGAACGACAAGUCGCCGGCAGGACAUCUGGAGGAAGGCCUGUCUGUGGACCAGUUGUGUCGCCGCAAGUGCGGUGAGUACGAGGACUGCACCACAACUUUCUACGAGGUUCGCCCACUCAGGACCGAAGAGCGCGAUGAGGAUGACUACGAGAAUAUGGAUUGGUUUACCAUUGGUAUUAUGCCGCCCAAGUCGGUCGAUAUGACCAUGGUGCAUUUGCCCAAGUACGAACCCAUCGAGUUUGCUAUAUACGUGGGCGGACUGAUCAGCCUAUACCUCGGCGUCAGCGUUGUGUCUGUAAUCGUGGCGUUGUUUGCAUUCCUCACGUUUACCUCAAAGAAGGGUCCGUUUGGUCCGUCAAAGAAGCCCUCGUCAGCCAAGUCUAGCCAUGAGAUGCUGUCAAUGGACAAGACUGGCCGACCCGUCGCCGGCGGCUGCACCGGUAGAAGUGGUGCCGGAGACGGCGCGUCAGAUGUAGAAACUAAUAAUAAUAACGAUAACCCGUUUAUUAAUAGGGAAAGGCAACCGGUGAGACCGGCCCCGGAACCGCCCCGGCAUCGCUACCCGGGCAUAUUUCAUUUUAUGUUUGAAACUUAG